Cyprinodon variegatus (sheepshead minnow) is the source of this 2543-nucleotide messenger RNA. RefSeq names its product probable G-protein coupled receptor 22. The transcript has 2 exons. NCBI's taxonomy places the organism in Eukaryota, Metazoa, Chordata, Actinopteri, Cyprinodontiformes, Cyprinodontidae. The record is from RefSeq and is a predicted model, not a curated record. Gene Ontology annotation, biological process: G protein-coupled receptor signaling pathway. Gene Ontology annotation, cellular component: membrane. Bases 563 to 2254 code for a protein of 563 amino acids. Gene Ontology annotation, molecular function: G protein-coupled receptor activity; peptide binding.
AUUCUCUCCAUCCUCCCUGCUUCCCCUCCCCUCCGCUUGCAGAUCACCUUAUUGGUCGCUGGGAUGGAGCAACUGCGCUCAAGCGUGCCGUUAGCGCACCAUCAUGCCUUUGACCGGUCCGCGUUUGGGAUGCUGUUUAAGUCCACGGCUUAGCAGAGGACAGGUGUUAACGCGCCUUGUUAGAAAAGACCGUCAGAAACAGGUUAAGUUUGUGGAUUUGUAAGCGGACGGCGCACUGUUGCGGCUGCAGCGGUCUGCAUCUGCAGGCGCGGAGGGUUUCCCCCCCUCCCGCUGUAAUAUUUAUGACAAAACGGAGAAGAAAUAUUCUGGUCACGUUUUGGGCUGACAACCGGCUGUCCUGGAGAGCGCUGGAGUGGAUCAGGGGUCCAGUGCUGGAGAAGGCGCUGCGCACAGACACCUGCAGUACAAUGUAAUGGGAAUUCCCAUCAACCAAACGGAUCCAGAUCUGGUCACCAUCUCCACCACUGUCUCAUCUGAGCCAGAGAAAAAGGAAACAUAGACAAUGGUCAGGUGCUGUUGCUAUGCAUGAAGGACCACUGUUAUGUCAAUGGAGACAGACGGCUAUCGUGACCUCCUGGAGACCAGUGAUGGUCAGGGGGUUGGCCUGCUGGAUGGCGGGGGAGAGGUGGGCGUGGAGGAGGGCUGGAACACACCCUAUCCUUUUGGUUUCCAGGUGUCACUGACCACUGUCCUCGUACUGGAACUGGUGUUGGGCUUCAGCAGCAAUCUGACAGUACUUGUUCUCUAUUGUGCCCAGUCCAACCUGGUAGAUUCCGUCAGCAACCUCGUGACCGUCAACCUCCAUGUGCUCGACAUACUGGUCUGUGUGCUCUGCUUGCCACUGACAGUGGCUGUGAUCCUGGUACCAGCGAAUGAAAAUGGGCUUAACAGCUUGGCUACACUUUGCUGCUUCCAUGAAGCUUGUGUCACAUUCACAAGUGUGGCUACAGCAGUUAAUGUAUUGGUGAUCAGUUUGGACAGAUAUGACAUCUCGGUACGUCCAGCCAGUCGUUUGCUGACCCCUAGGCGUGCUGCAUUGCUCCUAGCAGCAGUUUGGGCCAUCUCUCUGGCUGUUUUCUUCCUGCCCUUCCUUGAAGGGGACUUCUUCUCUUCAUUGGCUAAGGAUACUGAGGAUGAAGAGCUGGAUAGGAAGAGUAAUGACUCAGAGCUCACUACUGAACAUACCCCCAUUUUUUCAUCCUUCUCUCCUUCUUUAUUGCCCUCCACCAUUCCCUCCUCUUCCUCACACUCCAUGCCACCUGUAUGGCAAAACAGGACAUUGUUAUGUGUUGGAGGACAGGGGUAUUACACUGGUAUGGCAAUGUAUUAUCACUUGUUACUCCAAGUACCUUGUUUCUUUAUAGCUGUUGCAGUCAUGCUGUUCACCUACUCCAGGAUCCUGCAGGCCCUCAACAUCCGCAUAGGUUCCCAUAUGAUGAGGAACACACGGUCAAAGGACUCCACCUGCAGGAUACGUUGCAGAAGGAAGAGGAGGAGAGAACUAAGCCUGCCAACAGAAGCAGUGUCCAACCAAAAUCAAAACCCCAGUAACCCGUCCCAUACCCCCUCUGGUGCCCCUACUCCAACAUCACCUCCAUCAGUACUUUCAAUGCCCCCUGGGAUGUCUGAUAGUGGGGCUACAGUAACUACUGUCAGCACUGCUGCAACCACCCCUAUUGCAACCACCCCAGCUACCCCAGCUUCUCCAACUCCACCUUCAGCUCCAGUUCGAACCCAUGCCUCCACACCUUUGCCCGCUUCAUCUGUUGGUGUGCAGGCUUCAGUUUCAGCUAUCAUUGCUUUGAGAAGGGCAGUGCGCAGGCACAGGGACAGACGCGAACGGCAGCGUCGCGUCCUGAAGAUGUCUUUAAUCAUUAUAUCUACCUUCCUGGGCUGUUGGGCCCCUCUGUCUGCAGUAAACGUACUGAUCCUUUGCAUGGGUCCCAGUGACGGCCUGGUUGAGCUGCGUUUGUGCUUUUUGGCCAUGGCUUAUGGGACGACCAUUUUUCACCCUCUGCUCUAUGCUUUCACAAGGCAGAAACUGCGGCGUGCCCUCAAGACACGUGUAAAGAAAAGGGUAGUAUCACUUCUGCAGGUGGACCCAGCUCCCAGUGGGGGGACUGUGAUUCAUAACUCUUGGGUUGAGGGGGGAGGCCAGAGAAAAGGCCGUAAGUCACGGGUGGAGGCUAGUGAUGGCACUGAUCGAUGUCUCACCGAAGCCGUGAGAGAAUGAAGCUGGGUCUUUAAAGAGCAGCUGUGCGUUAGAGAACAUUGUGCAGGUUCAAAAAAAUGUAUCUUAAGUAAGAAACUGAUUGAGAUGGAUUGCUUGUAUAUUUGUGAGUAGUUUGUAGGACAAAUGAGCAGGAUAUAGUUUACAAAGGUCAUAAAAAACUUUUACUCUCCAGUUUUUCAUAAGAUUGGGAACCAGGAGAGUUUUAAUCUCUUAUGAGAGCUUGCUUUUUGCUCUCCUUACAUAUGCCCUUACAAAUCCACCUCUUACUGCCACUAGGCAAAUGCUAUAA